Drosophila grimshawi is the source of this 474-nucleotide messenger RNA. RefSeq names its product protein FAM32A-like. The record is from RefSeq and is a predicted model, not a curated record. The transcript has a single exon. Gene Ontology annotation, cellular component: nucleolus. Bases 43 to 408 code for a protein of 121 amino acids. NCBI's taxonomy places the organism in Eukaryota, Metazoa, Arthropoda, Insecta, Diptera, Drosophilidae.
ACAAAACAAUUGGAUUGCAAAUAAAAUAAAUAACUAUAAACAAUGUCCGACGAAUAUGCGUGUGCAGCCAAAGGCAAACUGAAGCUCAAAAGCGACACUGAACUGAAGAAAAAGAAGAAGAAGCAAAAGAGCAAGGAUAAGGAGAAAGAUGCAUUGCAGCGAGCCUUUCUUGAGCAGCAAAUCAGCGAAACGGCAGCCUCAACUGGAGCAACUUCAUCCAGCAGCAACUAUGAACGAAAGUUAACCAAAGCCGAGCUGGCCAGCAAGAAGCAACAGGAGAAGAUGCGAAACAAACGCAUCAUGGACAAGGCACAAACGACACACAAAGAGCGCGUGGAGAAAUUCAAUGAGCAUCUGGACACAUUGACGGAGCAUUUCGAUAUACCCAAAGUGUCCUGGACGAAAUAGAAAUGCCAGCAUCUCAACUUUAAGUGUAAUUUGGGUGAAAUUGUAUUAAAAAACACGUAAAAUGAA